This is a messenger RNA of Rhincodon typus (whale shark), 597 nucleotides long. Its product is annotated as gastrula zinc finger protein XlCGF49.1-like. Lineage: Eukaryota; Metazoa; Chordata; Chondrichthyes; Orectolobiformes; Rhincodontidae. The record is from RefSeq and is a predicted model, not a curated record. Gene Ontology annotation, molecular function: RNA polymerase II cis-regulatory region sequence-specific DNA binding; DNA-binding transcription factor activity, RNA polymerase II-specific. Gene Ontology annotation, biological process: regulation of transcription by RNA polymerase II. The coding region runs from base 1 to 597 and encodes 198 amino acids. The transcript has 2 exons.
AUGGAAGAGAAACAAUUCAAGUGUGAGGUGUGUGACCAAGACUUCAAACAAUCAUCGAUGCUCGUGAAACAUCAAAGUAUCCAUCACAGGAAGAAACGUUUCACAUGUGAGGUGUGCAACAAAUCAUACUCCAAACCAUCGCACCUCCGCAUACACCAGUACAUUCACACAGGAGAGAAACCAUUCAAAUGUGAAGUCUGUGAUAAAGCUUUUGCAACAUCCACAACCUUCCUGUCUCACCAACAUAUUCACACAGGAGAAAAGCCAUUCACAUGUAGUGUCUGUGACAAAUCAUUCUCACAUUCAUCUCACCUUCGCGUGCACAAACGCAUUCAUACUGGGGAGAAACCAUUUACAUGUGAAGUGUGUAACAAAUCAUUUUCAGAGUCAUCAUCCCUUCGCAAACAUCAUCGCGUUCACACAGGGGACAAACCAUUUACAUGUGAGCAGUGUAAUAAAUCAUUCUCACAGUCAUCUGGUCUUCGAGUACACCAACGUUUGCACGCUGGGGAGAAACCAUUCAAAUGUGAGGUUUGUGAAGAGGCUUUUGCCAAAUCUAGCACUUUCCUGAGACAUCAGAAGGUUCAUGAUAAUUAG